Pelobates cultripes (western spadefoot toad) is the source of this 5238-nucleotide messenger RNA. The record is from the annotation of a GenBank genome assembly. NCBI's taxonomy places the organism in Eukaryota, Metazoa, Chordata, Amphibia, Anura, Pelobatidae.
AUGCUGGAAUUAGCUCUACACAUCGCUUUCAGGGUGAGUUUCUGCAAAUCAGGGCACUUACUGGAUAUUCAUGGUGUUACAGGGGCCCUUACUGGAUAUCUAGGGGUGUUAAAGGGGCCCUUACUGGAUAUCUAGGAGUGCUAAAUGGGCCAUUACUGGAUAUCUGGGGGUGUUACUGGGGCUCUUACUGGAUAUCUGGGGGUGUUACAGGGGCCCUUAUGUGAUAUCUGGGGGUGUUACCGGGGCCCUUACUGGAUAUCUGGGGGUGUUACUGGGACCCUUACUGGAUAUCUGGGGCUUUUACAGGGAUCUGUCUUAGUGAAUAUUAAGUGGGAUUAUAGAGGAUUUCUGAAUAUUAAUAGUUCCUGGUUGUUAAUGGGAGGGGGAUACAGGGGAAUCCAGGCUAUUAAUGGUUAAUGGGAGGGUGUUAUAGGGAUUCCAGGCUAUUAAUGGUUAAUGGGAGGGUGUUAUAGGGAUUCCAGGAUAUUAAUGGUUAGUGGGAGGGGAUUCCAGGAUAUUAAUGGUUAAUGGGAGAGUGUUACAGGGGAUUCCAGGCUAUUAAUGGUUAGUGGGAGGGUGUUGCAGGUGAUUCCAGGAUAUUAAUGGUUAAUGGGAGGGGGUUACAGGUGAUUCCAGGAUAUUAAUGGUUAAUGGGAGAGUGUUACAGGUGAUUCCAGGAUAUUAAUGGUUAGUGGGAGGGUGUUGCAGGUGAUUCCAGGAUAUUAAUGGUUAAUGGGAGGGGGUUACAGGUGAUUCCAGGAUAUUAAUGGUUAAUGGGAGGGGGUUACAGGGAUUCCAGGAUAUUAAUGGUUAGUGGGAGGGGAUUCCAGGAUAUUAAUGGUUAAUGGGAGGGUGUUACAGGGGAAUCCAGGAUAUAAAUGGUUAAUGGGAGGGUGUUACAGGGGAAUCCAGGCUAUUAAUGGUUAAUGGGAGGGUGUUACAGGGGAAUCCAGGAUAUUAAUGGUUAAUUGGAGGGUGUUACAGGGGAAUCCAGGAUAUUAAUGGUUAGUGGGAGGGGAUUCCAGGAUAUUAAUGGUUAAUGGGAGGGUGUUACAGGGGAAUCCAGGAUAUAAAUGGUUAAUGGGAGGGUGUUACAGGGGAAUCCAGGCUAUUAAUGGUUAAUGGGUGGGUGUUACAGGGGAAUCCAGGAUAUUAAUGGUUAGUGGGAGGGUGUUACAGGAGAUUCCAGGAUAUUAAUGGUUAAUUGGAGGGUGUUACAGGGGAUUCCAGGAUAUUAAUGGUUAGUGGGAGGGGAUUCCAGGAUGUUAAUGGGAGGGUGUUACAGGUGAUUCCAAGAUAUUAAUGGUUAAUAGGAGGGGCUUACAGGUGAUUCCAGGAUAUUAAUGGUUAAUGGGAGGGGAUUCCAGGGGAUUCCAGGAUAUUAAUGGUUAGUGGGAGGGUGUUACAGGGGAUUCCAGGCUAUUAAUGGUUAAUGGGAGGGUGUUACAGGGGAUUCCAGGAUAUUAAUGGUUAAUGGGAGGGGCUUACAGGGGAUUCCAGGAUGUUAAUGGGAGGGGCUUACAGGGGAUUCCAGGAUAUUAAUGGUUAAUGGGAGGGGAUUCCAGGGUGUUAAUGGGAGGGGAUUCCAGGGGAUUCCAGGGUAUUAAUAGUUAAUGGGAGGGUGUUACAGGGGAUUCCAGGAUAUUAAAGGAACACUAUAGUCACCUAAAUUACUUUAGCUAAAUAAAGCAGUUUUAGUGUAUAGAUCAUUCCCCUGCAAUUUCACUGCUCAAUUCACUGUCAUUUAGGAGUUAAAUCACUUUGUUUCUGUUUAUGCAGCCCUAGCCACACCUCCCUGGCUAUGAUUGACAGAGCCUGCAUGAAAAAAAAACUGGUUUCACUUUCAAACAGAUGUAAUUUACCUUAAAUAAUUGUAUCUCAAUCUCUAAAUUGAACUUUAAUCACAUACAGGGUCUAGCAAGCUAUUAACAUAGCCGGGGAUAAGAAAAUCUUAAUUAAAUAGAACUUGCAAUAAAGAAAGCCUAAAUAGGGCUCUCUUUACAGGAAGUGUUUAUGGAAGGCUGUGCAAGUCACAUGCAGGGAGGUGUGACUAGGGUUCAUAAACAAAGGGAUUUAACUCCUAAAUGGCAGAGGAUUGAGCAGUGAGGCUGCAUGGGCAUGUUCUAUACACCAAAACUAACCAUUAAAGGGACACUAUAGUCACCUGAACAACUUUAGCUUAAUGAAGCAAUGGGACGGGGUUACAGGGGAUUACAGGAUAUUAAUGGUUAAUGGGAGGGGGUUACAGGGAUUCCAAGAUAUUAAUGGUUAAUAGGAGGGGGUUACAGGGUGUUAUAGGGAUUCCAGGAUAUUAAUGGGAGGGGGUUACAGGGAUUCCAGGAUAUUAAUGGUUAAUAGGAGGGGCUUACAGGGGAUUCCAGGAUGUUAAUGGAAGGGGUUUACAGGGAUUCCAGGAUAUUACUGGUUAAUGGGACGGUGUUACAGGGAUUACAGGCUAUUAAUGGUUAAUGGGAGGGGGAUUCCGGGAUAUAAAUGGUUAAUGGGAGGAUGUUACAGGGGAUUACAGGAUAUUAAUGGUUAGUGCGAGGGGAUUCCAGGAUAUUAAUGGUUAACAGGAGGGUGUUUGUAGCGGAUGGCAUUGGGCUGUCCUCAAAAUUUCGGUUUAAUUGUGUAUUUCAUGUAAUUAUUCCCAUGUAUAUCCAUACUGUAUGUAGCCUUUGUCAGAUUGUUCGGUAUUUUCAUUCCGUUUUUCAUAUGAAUGAAAAUACCGAACCAUCGGACCACCCCAGAGCGAAGUGUUUCCCUUGUUAAGCCUUUCACACCAUGUAACCGUAAACUAAUUGACCAUAUAAUCGUUACUUUGUAUGUAUCUAGGUGGUCGCCGUUCGGCAUAUGAACAGCAUGACGGCGGCCAUUUUACCCAAGAAAAUCUCAGCGGUGUUAGGUCGUCGAGUGUCUGGAACUCAAAUCGGACACUCGAUUACCCUAACACCGCUGAGACCUCCAGAACUUCGUAAAUCCCGAACGGAGGGGCUAACCAGCCCCCUCGUUCGGUAAAAUAAAUGUCCCGAACAAGGGGAUUGAUACGAAUGCAGGUUUAGCUCUGGACGGCAAGGAUUUAUAUGCAAUAUAUCUCCUGAACAGAGACCGACCGCAAGGCCAAAUCGCAUGGAGCCUUUUUCGGAUACUACCUCGUGUGCGGUCGGUCAAAUUGUCUCUACCACAUAACUCCCGAACCCCUGGCCUGAUCUGGGUGAAUUUUGAAUAUGUUGGUCACCCAGAUCAGGGCUACCAGGGGGUACCCAUUGUAUAACUCUAUCUGACUGUUUUGGGGUACAUCCAGAAAUCGGGUAAAACUGUAGUAUGUAUAAGUGGAUUAUGUGUCACACUGAGGGGAGGAGAUGUGUGGGAGGUGCCGGUUACACUAUUGGAUCCUGUACUAAUUGAUAUGAAUCCCUCCCUUGCAUGGGAGAAAGCUUUAAAAGAAGGAUGCUUGGAAUAAAAGUUUAGUUCUGCCCCUGAUGCUGUGUGUCGUCCAGUCAUUGGGAUCCGUAUUGGGAUAUUCGUGGAUUACCUUGCUUGCUGUGACUAUUGCUAUAUGGAAUUUUAUUACUUGUUGCUGAGCCUCACUGGGAUCUUUAGUGGAGAUAACCUGUGAAAGACCAGCUCUCCACUACAGGGAUUCCAGGAUAUUAAUGGUUAAUAGGAGGGUAUUACAGGGAUUCCAGGAUAUUAGGGGUUACAGGAUAUUAAUGGUUAAUGGGAGGGGAUUCCAGGAUAUUAAUGGUUAAUGGGAGGGGGGUACAGGAAUUCCAGGAUAUUAAUGGUUAAUGGGGGGGGGUUACAGGGAUUCCAGGAUACUUUUGGUGGUGCUGUAUGCUCUAUGGUUUGCGGGAGGAAGGGUUAUUCGUGGUGUUCAUGCAGAAUUUCUGGUGGCGCUGCAUGUUGCGUGGUUUAGGGGAGCCUGGGCUAUUUGGGGUGUCCAUACUUGUAGCUAUGAAGAGAGACUUCCAUUAACUAUGCAUCUGCUGAGAACAUUAAAAUAUUAACCUCUUUUUUCCAUUUCUCCUACAGCCGAGGGCCAUGGCGGGCUUCAGGAAGCUUGCCGUCUCUGUCAGUGCUCUCCUCACUCUUGUGGCACUAAAGAUUUACAUUGAUAUGACCUAUACGUUUCCCCCGCACACUGGCCUGCUAUUAGGCACCAUCCAAACUCCUAGAAACACCCUGAUACUCUUGGAAGCUCUGCGAGGCCAGGAGAAUGAGUCUAUUUUUGCCCUUCGCGACCUGGCUCAGAAGCUCCGAAAGGUGGUCAUUGAGUCAGAUGCCCUGUGGAACAGCAAAGAGCUACAGCUAUUAAAUCAUAAGGGACUGAAAGCCUGGACUUGUCAGAAAGAUAAACAGUAUUUAAAAGACCCCAAUACAUAUCCAGACUCCCUGAAAGACUUUCUGCUAUAUGGAGGAGAAUGCAGGAACCAAGAGAUAUUGAUAGACCAGCCAAACAAAUGUCCUCUUAACAAGACUUUUCUUCUUCUGGCCAUCAAGUCUUCUCCUCAAAAUUUUGCCCAACGGCAAGCUGUAAGAGACAGCUGGGGUAAAGAGAGAGAUUAUGGGGGACACCAGGUCAGACUUGUCUUCCUUCUUGGUGUUGCACCUGGACCUGACCUAUCUUCACUUUUGUGGUACGAGAACAAACAUUCCCAAGAUCUUCUCCAGUGGGCCUUCCUGGACACCUUCUUCAACUUGACUUUGAAGGACCAGUUGUUCCUGGGUUGGGCAAGGGUACGAUGCCCAGGAGCCAGUUACAUCCUUAAAGGGGAUGAUGAUGUUUUUGUCCAUAUGCCUGAAAUUGUGCACCAGCUAUCCUUGAUGGAUAGAAAGAAUCCUCACGCUCUUUAUAUGGGAGAUGUGGUUAUGGACGCCAACCCUUAUAGAGACCCCCGAAGCAAGUAUUUUAUCCCAUCAUCCUAUUACACUGGAUCAUAUCCCCCGUAUGCAGGAGGAGGCGGGUAUGUUUUUUCUGGAAUCUUCAUCCAUUGGUUGUACUUGGUGUCACAGCUUGUGGUUCCAUUCCCCAUUGAUGAUGUCUACACAGGGAUGUGUUUCAUGGCUUUGGGGGUGAGUCCCUUAAAGCACCCAGGAUUCCGGACAUUUCAUGUUCCAGGAGACAAGAGCACUGCAAAAUGCCCCAAACAGCAGCUUCUUUUAGUACAUCGUAAAACACCCCAGGAAAUGCUGAAGAUGUGGGGGGAACCGAUGGCCAAUAUGGCUCCAUGCUGA